Molecule: messenger RNA, 582 nt
Organism: Nicotiana attenuata
Lineage: Eukaryota; Viridiplantae; Streptophyta; Magnoliopsida; Solanales; Solanaceae
Exons: 2
Coding region: 1-582 (193 amino acids)
Source: RefSeq, a predicted model, not a curated record
AUGGGACAAGCUGCACUUACAAAAUUGGCAGGACUGGUAGGUAAACCAUUAAAAGCAGAUCGAGCUACAACACAGAAGGAGAGACUUACAUAUGCCCGAGUCCUGGUUGAGGUUAAACCUCAUCAGAAAUAUCCAUACACAAUCAUGUUCGAGGAUGAGAGAGGCAGAAUUGUGGAGCAGGAGGUUUUCUAUGAAUGGAAACCUACUCUGUGUGGAAAAUGCAAGAAUUUUGGGCAUGAAAUGAAUGAGUGCAGGAGAUUUAUCAAAGAAGAAAGGGAGAAACAAGCAAAUAAACAGGAACUAAAAGAGCCAACUGAAGUACAGACGCAAAAACAAGUGGAAAAGAAGAAUGCAAAUAUGCAGAAUAAAGGAGAACAUGGACAAAAACAACAAGUGAUUGGGCCAAUAAGCAAGGGAAACACUGGGAAUGAGGUAGUAACCAUUGGGAAUGAGGACCAUCAACAAGAGAAAGCAGAAGCAGCAAAUGAGAAUGUGGUGGAGAACAGGAAUAACAAAGGGAAAGGGAGUGAGAUGGCUCUAGGAAAAUGGCAGGAUGGGGGCAAUCCCUCAUCCAAUGGAUAG